Messenger RNA from Venustampulla echinocandica, 1671 nucleotides. RefSeq lists its product as uncharacterized. Gene Ontology annotation, molecular function: DNA-binding transcription factor activity. The coding region runs from base 1 to 1671 and encodes 556 amino acids. The transcript has a single exon. The record is from RefSeq and is a predicted model, not a curated record. Lineage: Eukaryota; Fungi; Ascomycota; Leotiomycetes; Helotiales; Pleuroascaceae.
AUGGCGUAUAAUAUGCCCGGAUCAUCGGCCACCCAAGGCCCUCCCUUCUUUGAAGAGAUGAUGAAUGCAUCUAAACUCUACACUAAUGACGACUAUCUCUUGGAGGUCCAGAAUUCCUGGAUAGAAAACAUCGACCCACUACUCCGCUUGCCCACUCAAGCUCAGCAGGUUUGGCAGAGCCAGCAAGAGCCCCUUCAACGGUUUAUGACACAGCCCGAAAGAAACCUCUUCACGGCCGGCCCGGUCCAUCAUCACAACCAGAGACUCCCACAAGCUUUGAAUAGACCAACAGCCCCAAUAUCUACUCUUCCACAAGCUUCCCGUCCACGGAUGACCUCUCCUUCUCCUUCCCAGGAACAAACAUCGACAACUUGCAGCAGCGCAAGAAGCCCGGGUCCUGAUAUGGAUUGGUAUAACGAAGCCCAGUACUCCCCCAUGGCUCAACCCCGAGAUGACUACUCCCUUCCCAACGCAACAUUUUACCUUGGCCAAGCAUUUCCAGACCCAUGGGCCAGGGCAUCAGAAGGUCAAGUCUUCUCCCUGCCUCAAGUUUACUCCUGCCUGCAACAUAUCCAAGGAUUGCCCGAUCUUGAACCUGAGGAAGCCACUUUUGAUCCUGACGAAGGCUUCAGUGCCAUAGAGGUGCAACCCGAGUACGCCAUCGAGGUAGAUAGCGGGCACCUAAAGAAUGGAAUAACCAACGACUAUCCUUGCCUGGUUGACGAAGGCAUUGGAACAUCGAUUAAGGACCAAUCAUCACCAGAAGCGACUGAAUUCCCGCUGUCCCAGACCGACGUCAGCUCUGAGGCCGAUGCAGAUGCCGAAGGGGAAGACGACUUUGAGCUCCCAAUUGUGGACGCCAUUUCAGACCCCGAAUACACUCCCAAGUGCCGCCCCCGCAAACAACGCCCUUCCAGAAACACAUCUCUGAACGCCACCAAAACCGGCCGCAUCACAAAACUCGCAGCCCCGAAAUCUCGCAGCAACCUACAUAACUGCAGGCUCUGCAACCACUCCUGUAAAGAUGCACAGGGUCUACAACGCCACGUUGCUGCUACACAUACCCGAGCCUUCACCUGCGUCUUCUCCUUUGCCGGCUGCCCCGCUACAUUUGGCAGCAAGAACGAAUGGAAGCGCCACGUCUCAUCUCAACACUUGAAUCUCCACUCAUGGAUCUGCAACGUCGGUAUUUGCGCUCAGUCCAAGCGGUCAAAAUCCUCAUCUGGCUCGGCAUCAAGAGGGAGUGAAUUCAAUAGGAAGGAUUUAUUCACCCAGCAUUUGAGACGAAUGCAUACCCCGGCCCACCUUAAGAAUUCAACCAAGAAGGACAGAGAGUGGGAGGACAAACUUAAGGACCUAGGCAGAACAUGUAUGGUGAGCAAUAGGCAGGCCCCCACUAGGCUUGGAUGUCCUGUCGAAGGGUGCGGCACCAUAUUCGAAGGUAACGGGGCGUGGGAUGAGAGGAUGGAGCAUGUCGGCAGGCAUCUUGAAGUUGGUGCGAAGAAUGCGGAUAGUGAGGCUGUGUACCAGGAGAAUGAUUACUUGCUUAUUCGAUGGGCUGUUACCGAGAGGAUUAUUGAGCCCAAGCCUGGUCAUGCUAGGGGCUAUAGGCUUGUUAUUGGCGGCGGAGCUUCGGUAGGAGAUGAGGAUGCAGAGGGAGAGGAUGAGUGA